Molecule: messenger RNA, 2004 nt
Organism: Seminavis robusta
Lineage: Eukaryota; Bacillariophyta; Bacillariophyceae; Naviculales; Naviculaceae
Source: the annotation of a GenBank genome assembly
CGCCUUGAAAGCGAACCACUUGCCGCCACUCUGCACUCACUCGUUUGCCCUUUCUAUCACAUUGACAAGGCCAUUACCGCUACUAUUAGCUCUACUAUUACAGCUAGCAAGCUAGAUGGAUACAUACAUUCGAAAGCCACACAAAUCCACAAAACAAAACCACAGAACGAUAUAGGUGAGCUCUUGUUUCCUCGGACGGGAACUAAACGAUGAGUGACACCCUCGAGAUUGCCGGCAAGGAGCCUGCGUUGAACCUUGAACGACAACACCACAACGAUGUCUAUCAAACGUGGAUGGCAUCCCGUGGGAGGGACCCAUCAGAGAUCCAGGAGGCAUUCCUGAAGCUGGCACGAAAUUCAACCAAUGCGCGUGUCAAAUGCGCCAUGAUAUUAGAGACAAAAAAAUCCGAGGUGUUCAUCAAGCCGAUGGGCUUUGUGGCGUUUGGACACGACGGAGACUUGGCCCGCAGCGUUUGCCUCCAUGAAGUUCGCAACAACCCGCCUCCUAGGACGCUCAGUAGGCAAUCGCUGAGACGGCUGAAACGGAAGCUCUUGGAAAGUGUGCAGAUGUUCUACGCGGCAGAUUGGCCAUUGCAGUUUUGCAUAGUGACAGACACGCAGUUUGAGAUCCGAAACGGCCAAAGGUUAAUGGAAGAAAUUCAGGCAGAUAUUGAGUUCUGCCCUGAAACGGGAGAGUACAAAGCUAAGCACUUUGAAUCCUUGAAGACCAUGUUGUCUGGUCUCUGCACGAAAUAUAAUGAGAUUGCCCCGAGGGACGCUAUCGGCAGUGAGCAGGAUGUACCUCGCGAGGAGGAAUCUCUCGAUGUCGGUCGACAACUUGAAAGUGAACUGAUCAACAUCGGUGGAGGUUGGCAGGAACUGAUAGAUAGCAGAGUUCCGCUUACAGGCAUGGACAUGCCAACGCCCGUGAGAAAUGAAGGCACUGUUGCAACAAAGAUCUUGGAUGUCUUGCGCAUGGAACAACGAAGAGUUCACUGUGCACUGGUGCUAACGAAAAGACAGGAGAACGAACAGAUCUCGCCAUUGGUCGUUGCAUCUUUUGGCACCAACGGCAAGCUUGCGACCACUCUUGGUCUGGCGGUGGUGCGCGAAAAGCCGCCUUUCAAACCGGUCAACAGGGGCCUCGGGCAAUACAGGAGAAAGCGCAUGGGGGAUGACCAGAUCUUUUACGCGGCCGACUCCAACGGCACCUGUUUUUGCAUUGUCACUGGGCACCAGUUCGAAAAGAGGAAGGCUACGCACCUGCUCCGAGAAAUGAAAGCUGGGUUCUCUCCAAAAUCCGGCCGCUGGGGCUUGAAAGCCAGCGAAGAAGAGCUGAUUGAGCUGUGCCGAAAGUACAACUCGAAAGGAUUCCAUUUGUCGGAGAAACACCAGACGACAAGAAAGAGGAGGAUGCAGUACCGCACGAUACGGAAUGUACCAACGAUACCCGAGGCCACCGACGAAGAAGCUGAUGUCGUCAAGGCAAAACAACCAGAAAGAAGCUUUGCAAACCAACUGACGACAACCGAGACACCCCAACCGCCACUGCCCAGAUCCCGAAGCAAGCAGCUCCAGGACUUUGCAAAGCUCGCCCAAUCGCAGACACAGAAUUUAGUACGGAAUCGACACCUUGCAUCUCGUGGUUUGUACCGCAACGGGAGCUUGGCGCCAUCCAUCACAAGCCUUGGUUCCAGAGACGACAUGCUCCCGUUUGGCUGGGAAACCGGAUCUGGAAACGACGCAUUGUUCAUCUGGGAGGGUCUACAACCCAUGGACCCCACACCAACCUUGUUUCCCUAUUAUGAGUCUGCUGGCACAAGCCUUCCUGGGCCAGGUUGUUCCACGGUACGGUCCAUGGGGACCAGCACGGCCAGGACUAGAAGCUGUGAGUUUAUCCAGUGGGCAAGGCACCGCUAAGCGCAAACAUCGUGGCAAUGCAUGUCUCUUGAAGUGUUGAAGCAUACGGUAACUACUAUUAAUAGAUACAUCAUUAAUCAACUUC